AUGAGUAUACCGGUAUUUAAGCCUGUGACUCACGCCAUUUUUGAUUUGGACGGAACUCUUAUAGGUUUACAAAUCCUCGGAAAACAAGAAAUGGAUGUUGCUAAUUUGAUUAUCAGUACAUUGCAACUUGAUUUAACACCCGAAGAAUUAUUAGAAAAAGCUCAUAUCGAGGAAGAAAAAUCACUAAAAAACUUAAGACUGAUGUAUGGAGUCGAAGAUCUCUUGGAGCAUUUCCACCGGCACAAGAUAMCUAUGGCGAUGACAACGAGUAGUUCGGAGGAGAGUUUCCACGUGAAAACGGAUCAUCUGAAGGACAUAUUCUCUGUAUUCCAUCAUGUAGUCAUUAGUUCUUCCGACCCCGAGGUAAAAAACGGCAAACCAGCGCCAGACAUCUACAAAAUAUGUGCUUCUAGGUUUCUGGAAAAUCCCGCGAAUAGCAAGUUUCUGGUGUUUGAAAACUCGCCGAAUGGAGUGACUGCGGCAUUAGCAGCCGGCAUGCAAGUGGUCAUGGUACCUGAUCCCAUAUUGUCAAUAUGGCAUAACAUGUCGACCGCCAAUGCUACGUAUGUGUUAAACUCUCUAGAAGAUUUUCGUCCGGAAAUGUUUUCACUACCUCCAUAUUUCACUGGUUAG
Molecule: messenger RNA, 633 nt
Organism: Diuraphis noxia (Russian wheat aphid)
Lineage: Eukaryota; Metazoa; Arthropoda; Insecta; Hemiptera; Aphididae
Product: pseudouridine-5'-phosphatase-like
Molecular function (GO): phosphatase activity
Source: RefSeq, a predicted model, not a curated record